This is a messenger RNA of Papaver somniferum (opium poppy), 2627 nucleotides long. RefSeq names its product dynamin-like protein ARC5. Lineage: Eukaryota; Viridiplantae; Streptophyta; Magnoliopsida; Ranunculales; Papaveraceae. The transcript has 17 exons. The coding region runs from base 61 to 2412 and encodes 783 amino acids. The record is from RefSeq and is a predicted model, not a curated record. Gene Ontology annotation, cellular component: membrane; cytoplasm; microtubule. Gene Ontology annotation, molecular function: GTPase activity; GTP binding; microtubule binding.
UUCUCACCCUAUCUAUGUCUCUAUCUCACUAGACAACAUACACAAAAAUAAGAGCGAAAAAUGGAGAGUGGUGAUAAACCAGGAGAAAAACCCAUGAUGACGAGAGAAGAAAAACAAGUAGUAGAAGAAGAAAUGGAAGAAAAGAAAUGUAUGGUGUAUGAAGCAUACAAUGAACUACAUGGAUUAGCUCAAGAAUUUCAGACACCAUUUGAUGCACCAGCAGUACUUGUAGUAGGUCAUCAAACAGAUGGAAAGAGUGCUUUAGUUGAAGCAUUAAUGGGCUUUCAAUUUAAUCAUGUUGGUGGUGGUACUAAAACUAGAAGACCUAUUACUCUUCAUAUGAAAUAUAAUCCUGAUUGUGAUCUUCCGCUUUGUCAUCUCGUUUCAUCUGAUGAUACUAACAAUCUUGCUAUUGUUGAACCAACAAUUGCAACAGCUUCUGAACAGAAAUCUCUUCAACAAAUCCAAGCUUACAUUGAAGCUGAAAACAAGAGGUUGGAGCAUGAACCAUGUCAGUUCUCUGCGAAGGAAAUCAUUAUAACCGUUGAAUAUAAAUACUGUCCAAACCUAACUAUAAUUGAUACCCCAGGACUUGUAGCUCCGGCUCCUGGUCGCAAAAAUCGGGCUUUACAGGGGCAAGCUCGCCUGGUGGAGUCCCUUGUUAGAGCUAAGAUGCAGCACAAAGAGUUCAUAAUACUUUGCCUUGAAGAUUGCAGUGAUUGGAGCAAUGCUACUACACGAAGAGUGGUGAUGCAAAUUGAUCCCGAGCUCUCAAGAACUGUAAUUGUCUCAACCAAGCUAGACACAAAAAUUCCACAGUUUGCAUGUUCUUCGGAUGUAGAGGUUUUCCUUAGCCCCCCUGCUUGUACUCUUGAUGGCUGCAUAUUAGGUGAUUCUCCCUUCUUUACGUCUGUACCUUCUGGAAGAGUCGGCACUGGACGGGAAUCUGUCUACAGGUCAAAUGAUGAGUUUAAACAGGCUGUUUCUUUGAGGGAGAUGGAAGAUAUUGCAUCCUUAGAGGAAAAAUUAGGCCGGCCUCUGUCUAAGGAAGAACGAGGUAGAAUAGGAGUAAGCAGCCUUCGGUUGUUUCUGGAAGAAUUGCUGAAGAGAAGGUACAUGGACAGUGUCCCAUUGAUCAUUCCGCUUCUCGAGAAAGAACACAGAACCACCACUAGAAAUCUGAAUGAAAUCACCCAAGAGCUCAGCAACUUGGACGAAUUAAAGUUAAAGGAGAAAGGACGUCUAUUCCACGAUUCAUUUUUGACCAAGUUGUCGCUGCUCUUGAAAGGAACUGUGGUCGCACCGCCUGAUAAAUUCGGGGAGACGCUCCAAGAUGAGAGGGUCAAUGGAGGAGCAUUCACGGGUACUGACGGUCUUCAGUUCCCAUUCAAGCUAAUACCUAAUGCUGGGAUGCGCCUUUAUGGUGGUGCACAAUAUCACCGUGCAAUGGCUGAAUUCCGUUUUGUGGUGGGGGCAACCAAGUGCCCUCAAAUUACACGGGAAGAGAUUGUAAAUGCAUGUGGAGUCGAAGAUAUUCAUGAUGGAACAAACUAUUCCAGAACUGCUUGUGUGAUUGCUGUUGCAAAGGCCCGUGAUACAUUUGAACCUUUUCUUCAUCAGCUGGGCUUUAGACUCUUACACAUUCUAAAGAGACUGCUUCCAAUAUCUGUGUAUCUUCUUCAGAAAGAGGGUGACUACUUGAGUGCCCAUGAAGUUUUUCUGAGGCGUGUUGCAUCUGCCUUCAAUAAUUUUGCAGAAACCACUGAACGAGCAUGCCUUGAAAAGUGUAUGGAGGAUUUGGUGAGCACCACACGUUAUGUCACCUGGUCGAUCCAUAAUAAGAAUAGGGCAGGACUUCGUCAUUUCUUAGACUCAUUUGCUGGCUCUGAGAAUACUGUUGCAUCCACUACUGCCGUUUCUCAAGAUUCAUUUGGGCCAGUUAUGAAUGAGAAGAAUGAUUUGAAACCAAGAACAGAUGUGAAACUUAGCCAGUUAGCUUCUUCAGGCAUGGACUCGGGCGCACAUGGUAUUCAAACAACAGAGGCAAAGCUUGUUGAUCUGUUAGAUACGACACUUUGGAACCGAAGGCUUGCUCCUUCAUCUGAAAGAAUUGUGUAUGCUUUGGUGCAACACAUAUUCCAUGGCAUAAGAGAACAUUUCUUGGCAUCUGCAGAGCUGAAGUUCAACUGUUUCCUUCUAAUGCCGGUGGUCGACAAACUGCCAGCCCUCCUUCGGGAAGACCUGGAGCAUGCAUUUGAGAAUGAGUUGGAAUGUGUCUUUAACGUCACACACUUACGCCACUCACUGGGGCAGCAGAAGCGGGAGAUGGAGAUUGAGCUUAAAAGGAUACAGAAGCUCAAAGAGAAAUUCAAACGAAUACACGAGCAACUCAGUUCUAUUAGGCCGGAAUAAACCUUCCUUUUCUGGAUUCUUCUUUCUAUCCCAUGUUUAUAUGAGAAUGUGAAUGGCGUUUUGGUCCACUCAAUUGGAGCACUAUCAGUAGCCUCUCAUGGAACGCUACUUGUUUUACGAGAUGUGACUGGAUUUUCCUCUUAAAGAGGCAAACACUUGUAUAAAAGCAAAUGAGACAUUUUACGCCUAGUUAAUAGCAGCCUUUUUCGAUUUAA